Messenger RNA from Guyanagaster necrorhizus, 1131 nucleotides. RefSeq lists its product as uncharacterized. The transcript is spliced from 4 exons. The coding region runs from base 1 to 1131 and encodes 376 amino acids. Lineage: Eukaryota; Fungi; Basidiomycota; Agaricomycetes; Agaricales; Physalacriaceae. The record is from RefSeq and is a predicted model, not a curated record.
AUGGUUCGGCGUUUAAUUACCGAGGGUCAUUUGACGGGCAGGAUAUCCUUGGUGGAUCGCAAAUGGUAUUGCACUCCCUCGGUCGAAAAGAGUCGCAAGAUCACAGAAGCUCCCAUCCUUGUGCCACGAUUCGGUACGGUAUAUGGUCGUUUAAUUUCCACGAUUGAACAUCCACCUUGCAAACCUUCCUGGGCCUCCUUUCGGAUCAGAAAAGAUCGGCUCGGCUUCUUAGGCCUUAGUCAGGAAAAGCCGCAACCCUCGCUCCUCGUCCAAUCUCUCCAGUCCAUGUCAAGCAAACGAGUACACUGGGACGACGAUAUCAAGCAGAUACCUCCCCCAGUUGAGAUCUACACUCCUCCACCUCAACUGCCAUCCCGUGCUCAACCGGAUGUAACAUCAGGUGCCCCGUUACCGAAAGCAUCUGGUCUGCUUCCGUACACUUCCUCAGUAUCCUCCACGUAUUCUGCUGUCCCACCAGGGCAGCCAAUUUCCGGUUUUCAUCAUAAUACCGCCCCACCGGUUGCAUCAUCAGCUUCUUCCUCCAGUGCGCGACGUCUACGUCACUCGUCUCCAUACACUUCUCUUCGAGCUCUCUUCUCCGCACAUACACGAAAGCGACCAAACGCAGCACCUAACCCGUACUUUCUUUCUCAUUCUUCCCCUUAUAUAUCUUGGACACAGUAUGCGGGUCCGUCGCAUCUUUCCUCGUCAAUAGCCAUACAUCGGGCUCUGAGACUGGGAACAUGCCCGCCUAUUGAUUUCUUCUCGCCGAAGCGCGUCAAACCGCAUGCUUCGGUGGCGUCGCAGUUUGCCUCUCAUCCUCCUCUACCUAGGAUUCUGAUGUUCGUCGAGAUAGAAAACAAUGGAUUCAACAUUGAAGUGCGAACACGGAAUGGAGUAGGCGUCACCGUCGAGGAUGUGCUGCUGCGUGCGCAGACUGUUCUUCGUGCCCUGAUAGGGCCAGAAAUCCUGGGCGGAUGCUACAGGCAGAAGUGCACUUGUGGAGUGGACAUCGAUAGAGUAAGCGCAUUUACUACAUUGUUCUUCGGGUUGAGUGUGGGAGGGGGAGCUAUGCUUCACGAGGAUCCGACAGUUUGGAGGAUGCAUCUGAAGCGUGUCAGGGCAAUGUAA